AUGUCUGAGAAGAAGAACGAUGUCGUCAUGCUCGAGCAGACGAUGACUCGGGAUGAAGAGCUCAUGAAGCCUGUGCCCAUUGUCGGCAAGGUGGAUUACUCUGGUGCUUACGAGAAGACUGAUCCCCGAGAGAUUGCGCUUGUCAAGAAGCUCGACCGAUGGAUUAUGCCCAUGUUGUGGAGCAUGUACUGGCUCAAUUACCUUGACCGCAAUGCCAUUGCACUGGCCCGCCUCGACGACCUCGAAGAGGAUCUCAACCUCACCAGCGAACAGUACCAAACCUGCGUGUCCAUUCUCUUCGUCGGCUACCUCCUCGGCCAAAUCCCCAGCAACAUGUUCCUCAACCGAACCCGCCCAUCGCGCUACAUGGGCUGCUGCAUGAUGCUCUGGGCCGUCGUCUCCGCCCUAACAGCCCUCUCCAAAGAUUUCACCGGCCUCCUCCUAACCCGCUUCUUCCUCGGUGUAACAGAAGCCCCCUACUACCCCGGUGCUGUCUACCUGCUCUCCAUGUUCUACACCCGCAAGGAAGUCGCCACCCGCAUUGCCAUCCUCUACACCGGAAACAUCCUCGCGACCGCCUUCGCCGGCCUCAUCGCCGCUGGCAUCUUCCACGGCCUCGGCGACGUCGCUGGCAUCACGGGAUGGCGUUGGCUGUUCAUUCUCCAGGGUGCUGUCACAUUUGUCAUCGCCGUUGUUGGGUUUUUCUUGCUCCCUGACUUCACUCACAACACAUGGUGGCUCACACAAGAAGAGCGCGACCUAGCCACCAACCGCAUGGCCCUCGACACCGUCGGCAACAAAGGCGAGACAUCCGUCUGGGCUGGUUUCCGCCAAGCGGGCAAGGACCCCAUGGUCUGGAUCUUCGCUUUCAUGGCUCACAUGCAUCUUGCCGCCAACGGGUUCAAGAACUUCUUCCCUACCGUUGUCCAGACGCUUGGGUUUAGCAAGACUAUCACCUUGGUUUUGACCUGCCCGCCUUACCUCAUUGCUGGUGUCGUCACGAUUGCUGUCUCGUGGUCUUCUGGAAAGUUCAACGAGCGCACUUGGCAUAUUACUAUUUCCAAAGCCGUUGCUACCUUUGGCUUUGGACUGGCUUGUGCUGAGAUUGGUACUGCGGGUCGUUACGUCGCUAUGAUCAUCUUCACCAUUGGCACUUAUGGUGUUAAUUCGCUCAUCCUGGGUUGGUGUGGAUCGACAUGCGGUCAGACGCCUGAGAAGAAGGCUGUUGCUAUCGGUAUCGUGACGACGGUUAUGAACGCUUCGUUUAUCUGGACACCAUACCUAUGGCCCAAGUCCGACGAGCCUCGCUACAUCAUCGCGCUCAGCUCCUCUGCUGCGUUCUCCGUUAUGACUGCGCUGUUGGCGUGGGUGGCGAAGAUUCUCUUUACCCGCAAGAACAAGAAGCUCAGGGAGCAGGAUAGCGAGAACAUGACCUUCUACGUGUACUAG
Messenger RNA from Alternaria ethzedia, 1449 nucleotides. RefSeq lists its product as uncharacterized. Gene Ontology annotation, molecular function: transmembrane transporter activity. Gene Ontology annotation, biological process: transmembrane transport. The transcript has 4 exons. Lineage: Eukaryota; Fungi; Ascomycota; Dothideomycetes; Pleosporales; Pleosporaceae. Gene Ontology annotation, cellular component: membrane. Bases 1 to 1449 code for a protein of 482 amino acids. The record is from RefSeq and is a predicted model, not a curated record.